UAUGGCAGGCGCGCUCCCGUGGACUGCACCGUUAUUAUUCGACGAGCGCGACUGACACCGAUACUACAAUGUCAAACGCGCCGAGGAGCACCCGUCCUGAUUCCUUAUCUGAAUCCUCGAAUAAAUCGGAUGACUUUAGUGGAAAUACUGCGCGGAUGUGUCAUCUGUCAGAUAAGGUGGAGGUGUGAGUGAGUCAGGCAGAGAUGGAGCUGAUCAGAAGAAAAGACUCCGACUCAAACGGCUUGUUCUCUGACAACUCCGACAAUGACUGUGAGGACAUGGGCGCUUGUGGACAGAAUAUUGGAGUGUGUCUGUGUGAAAAUACCAUCUUCUGUGAUCAACAUUCACCAGAGGACUCCAGUGUAAAGUGUGUCCAGUGUGGUAAAAACCGGCCGCUGAUCACCAGAUACUCAGAGGGAUACGGCACAGAGGAGGAGUGUGUGCAGACGCAUCCGCAGGGAGACAGUGAUGCAGACGCAGACAUAGAGGACACCGACAGCAGGCUCCAGAUUGCGGGAUCCCUCCAGCGAAUCAGCUCCCGGAAGAGAAAGCGUCAGCGAAUCACGCGGCAGGACACUACUGAGAGUGAAGACGACGGUGGGCGGAGCCACAGGACGCACCGCUGGAGUUUACGCCUCAGUCCUCACCGCACACACAACAGAACAAUACUGGAGGAGAGUGUUUCUCAGGUGCGGCCGCUGGUGAUCUGUCGCUGUGCAGCUCGAGACACUCAAAGCCUCACGGACGUCACACUGACCAACAGGAAGUGGCCGCUGACGGUGUUUCCUGUGCCACCGUCUGUCACUUUGUCUUGCUUCCUGCUCUUCAUCCCUUUAUCUGUAACCAUCACCAUCAUCAUCAUCAUGCUCAUGUCUUUCCUCCUGCCGCUCACAGACACCUGAACACGGCACUCUCAGGCCAUCGAGCCAUUCUCUGCACUUCAGUCCACACCUAAAAGAAAAACAAAUACUAUAGUAAUUUACUGUAAAUAUUUUCGUUUCUGAUCCAUACUAUAGUAAAGUACCUGAAUUCAUCUGUUGUGGUGAUUCUACAGUUGCUAUGGUAACAGAACUUUUGUGCUGAGUCUAUUGUUGCUAUGGUAACAGAAUGACUACACUAACUGAUCCAUUGUGGUGAUUCUAUAGUUGCCAUGGUAGCAGAACAACUUUAGUAACUGAUCUGUUGUGGUAAUUCCAUAGUUGCUAUGGUAACACAACAACUAUAGUAGUUAAUCCGUUGUGGUGAUUCUAUAGCUGCUAUGGUAACAGAAUUGCUACACUAAUUGUUCACACCAGACGCGGAAGAAGCGAGUGAUUUACUUGUUAAGUCAAUGCAAAGGCGCGAAUAGACAUCCUGCAGUGCGAUACGUGCAAAUGGUGCUGCGUGAACGAUGCCAAUUGCGCGAGUUUGGAAAUCUGAACUUCAGCGGACAAUCGCGCCGCGUCAACCAAUCAGGAGCUUGCUCUUGUGGGGGCAUGAUUAUGAUGUAGUGCCUGUUGUUGGUGUCUUGGGGGAAAAUCCUCCUGCACACACUGACAACAGUUCAUCAAACUGGGCUCGGCUCAGUCAGAAGCGCUGUUGAAAGCUUCCAUCAUCCAGGUUAUGUAUCUGGAGGAGUUUAUAAGCUCACAGAGCUGGCUGCACCUCUGAAAGAAUCUAGUGCACUCAGACAUUGCUCAAAAUUAAUCGACGCUGUUUUUCAGCCAUCCUAAAGCACAUAAACACAGUUAUUUUCUCAAUAAAAUCCAUGUUAGCCAUUUAGCAACGAAGCUAGAGUCACCAGGCAGCCCUGCCCAUCACGUGACUCCCUGCAUCUGUUGCUCAGUGAAUUUGACACGUAAAUGAAGCAGAUUUGACGCGCGAAUAAAGCGAGUAAACUCAAAUGUUCAUGCGACUAUUUAUGCGUGAAUAGCACAAUUUAUCUGCGCGUUCCGCGUCUGGUGUGAACACAGCAUAACUGAUCUGUUGUGGUGAUUCUAUAGUUGCUAUGGUAACACAACAACUAUAGUAGUUAAUCUGUUGUGAUGAGUCUAUAG
Molecule: messenger RNA, 2036 nt
Organism: Danio aesculapii
Lineage: Eukaryota; Metazoa; Chordata; Actinopteri; Cypriniformes; Danionidae
Exons: 7
Coding region: 204-902 (232 amino acids)
Source: RefSeq, a predicted model, not a curated record